Messenger RNA from Drosophila grimshawi, 405 nucleotides. RefSeq names its product putative inorganic phosphate cotransporter. Gene Ontology annotation, molecular function: transmembrane transporter activity. The record is from RefSeq and is a predicted model, not a curated record. NCBI's taxonomy places the organism in Eukaryota, Metazoa, Arthropoda, Insecta, Diptera, Drosophilidae. Gene Ontology annotation, biological process: monoatomic anion transport. Gene Ontology annotation, cellular component: plasma membrane. The transcript has 2 exons. Bases 25 to 405 code for a protein of 126 amino acids.
UUUCUUGAUGUAGAUCAGAAGACCAUGGCAAUUGUACUGAUGACCCUCAGUGUGGGUUUCAACAGCGGCGCCACCAUUGGCUCCUCUCUCAACUCCAUUGAUUUGUCACCCAAUCAUGCCAGCAUUCUCAUGGGCAUUAUAAAUACGGCUGCGAAUGCGGUGCCCAUUUUCACACCUAUAGUUGUGGGUCAGAUUGUCAGUGAUAAUGGCAAUCGCAAUCAGUGGCAAAUUGUGUUUAUUAUCUCCUCCGUGGUGUUCUUUGUGGGCAACUGCAUCUUCUUGGCCUUUGGUACUGCCGUUUCUCAACCCUGGGAUGCUGAAGAUUACUUGAUGCGUCCUCAACCCGGGCUGGCAUUGCCUUCAACAUCAAGUGAAAAGUCUAAAUCAAACGAGAACGAUCAGUAA